This is a messenger RNA of Microstroma glucosiphilum, 3370 nucleotides long. RefSeq lists its product as hypothetical. Gene Ontology annotation, molecular function: zinc ion binding; transcription cis-regulatory region binding; DNA-binding transcription factor activity, RNA polymerase II-specific. Gene Ontology annotation, biological process: regulation of DNA-templated transcription. The transcript has 8 exons. The record is from RefSeq and is a predicted model, not a curated record. Bases 236 to 3148 code for a protein of 970 amino acids. NCBI's taxonomy places the organism in Eukaryota, Fungi, Basidiomycota, Exobasidiomycetes, Microstromatales, Microstromataceae. Gene Ontology annotation, cellular component: nucleus.
GAAGAGGAGAGCAAGGAGAGGGAGUCAAGCAGCGCUAUGCAGGCGUGGACAAGGAGUCACACUCACACCUACACCUCGCUCGCAUUGCUCUCACACAAGGCCCAGCUCAGGGGCGACCAGGCACAUCCCAUUGCUCUGAGCAAAGCAAUCUAUCACCACCACCUUGCCCACCUACCACAUCCAUCCCAUCACCAUCCACGCCAUGCCACCUCUACGACCCUCUUACUCCAACACAAUGGCCCAGCAGCCCGUCUCUACACCCACUUAUGCUCCCCCACCACAUACCUGGGGAUCCUACCAACAUCACAGCAACUCUCCAAACGCAGCAGACUACUUCUCCUCACACGGCAGCAGCAGAGACAGUGGCUACCACGCACAUACCGAUCCUCGUAACGUCAGACCGAGGAUCAGCGUCGACACGCCUCGAUCCUACCCUCCCCACUCCCCCUCUCAUCUACCACCUCAUCCCAACUUCCAACACCAGUCUCACUCUUACUCUCACCCACCGCCUGACUCUUAUCCGCACGCGACGGCGAUGUCAGCUGCUGGACCAUCGCGCAGAGCACGCUCUUCCAGCUCGCAAUCACAGGACGGUGACGAAGGAUCCUCGCCAACACAGGGAGGCAAGGGGCGAGGUGGUGGACAAGGACCAAAGACCAUUCAGUCAAAGGCUUGCGUCAACUGUCGGCGCUCCAAGGUCAAGUGUGUCAAUGAUGGAAGCGGCGGACCCUGCCGCCGCUGCGUAGACAUCAAGCUGGAGUGCAAAUGGAGGGUACGCAUCGACGACGAGGCCUGGAGAGAAUCAGUCGAAAGUCGCUUCUCCCAGCUCUGCAGCAAAGUCGAUGCCAUCACUGCCAUGCCGCCCGCAGGAGGGCGCAAGUCAGACUGUGCCCCUUCCCCCUCUGCCUCGGGUGAGGUGUAUCAGCACCCAGAAUGGCGCAAUCUCCACAACAGGCCGGGUGCCAUGUUGCCCCCUCCGACGGUUUCUGCUGGUCGGCAGCUCGCUCCUGCCCAUAGCCCCUCCUACUCAUCUCUCGCAGGAUCCAUGCACAAGACCAGCCCACGUCCAGACAUCGGCAGCAGCGCUUCUACGCCUUUCAAUGCUGUUUCGCCGCAAGAGCGCCUACCGCCGCCGGCAGCGCUCAUAAGCGGGGCAGACGUGACAAUGUCCAACGGAGACUAUAGCAGCUGGACACCAAGCGGGCGAGCUCGCUCUAUCUCAUCCGUGAAAAUGGAUGGCUCCUCGCCUAGCCGCUUCCUGGCUGGCCGUGAUUCAAAGGUCACAUCUCCUCUGCCCGGCAUCUCACAAGGCUUCGUCUCGUCGCAAAAUCGUGACUGUGCGUCGAUGGCAUCGGUUGGUCCGAUCGCAGACCAGGAAAGCUCUCCUCAAAACCUGCCUGACGUCGUCAGGCAUGCGAUCACGACGAAGUCACAUGGCCUUCCUGUGCAAUGGGAAGCAGGGAGCUACGCAUCUGCAGUCUCUCACGUGGGACGAGACGACCCUCGACUCAACUUGAUCGGCACGGGUCACGUACCAUGCCAGAGGGUCACACUCCUGUUCCAGUACUUUGGCAAGUAUAUGCAGAGCCAUUCCUUUGGCUUUCCCACAUUUGCGCCGAACGAAAAGAUGACACCUUUGAUCGUAGCCUCCAUCUCCCUUGCCGCUUCCCUCUUGGAUCCAGCCGGGCGAAAGUACUCGCCCGUCAUCGGGAAGUUGAUUGCUGAGCAAGCAAAUCUCGCUGGAGCCGACUCUUUGAGUGAAGAACAGCACCUCAAUCGCGAGCUCGGUGUAGGGGUGGAAGAGAUUACUGGCCUAUGCAUCGCUGCCACCUGGCUGUCAGGAGAGGAGGGUAACAAGUUGGCCAAAGUCGUCAGAUUUUGGGCACUUGCCUAUCUCCGUCAAUUCGAUGCUCGUAUGGAUCCACAAAGCAGUCCUGCCGACAGAGAGCAGGUCUAUGCCGAAAAGAUGACACUGCUGCCCGCCUAUCGCGUCGUUCGCAGGUCUCUGCGACUAAGGAUUUGGCUGGAGAGCUACAUUGUUGAUGCUGCUGCCUCAAUCAUGAACAGCCGAGACCUCUUUGCACCUGGCAAGCCAGCAAGGCCCAUUUGCGAGGAGCUCCGUGAAGAGCUCUCGAAAUCCCGUGAGGUGGACGACCAGCCUACCCGACCUGAGGGGCUGAGCGCGGAAGACGUCCAGUUGCUCGGACAUGCCAGCAUCAUGGACUUUUUCGUGGCCACAACGAAUGUGAUCUCGGCGAGCAGAGACUCGGAGCAUGCGAUGAGAGAACUGCAGUAUCUGUUGGAGGAGAAGCUGGAGGACUGGAGGGAUAGCGUUGGCAAGGACAUAGAUCUGUCGUCGAACACUCCCCUCGCGAUAGACUUGGGCCUGACCUACUAUCUGGCUCGAGCCUACGUCGGCUCUCUCGCCCAAUCGAUCAACUCCACCUCUGGCAGCCCACGCUCCACAAAGACUUCACCUAAAUCCACUCGUCCGACCCGACUGCAGCGCAACAUCGUCAACCAGGGCAAGGAGUCCGCUCUCAUGGCCCUGCAAAUCGUUCAAGAGAGUCUGCCGGAGCGUCUGCUGCGUCUGCCGACAUGGCAGCACUUCUUGCUCUCGCAUGCUGGGGGCUUGCUGAUUAGGGUGCUGGAGGAUCCAGCAAAGUGGCACCUUACGGCGCAGAGCUAUCACAUCCUCACAACCGUCGAAUCUUACGCCCGUCUUGCCCGCACCCUCCUCGAUACGCAUCGAGCACAGACGCCCUGCUCCUUCUCCUCUGCUUCUUCUUCCUCGGCGGCCGAAGUCGACUCUUUACCUCCUUACACCUCGACCCCCGCCAACGGCAACGGCAACGGCAACAGUCUCGCCAAUGAGACUGCGACUGCCGGUGCGGCGAUGAUGACGGCGAGGGCCAGCUCGUCUUCUUCGUCUAGUACAGCCGUCGAUGUGGGCGCUAGCUCUGGCGCCGGUGGAGGGAUAGGAGCGAAGGACGAGGAGCACGGAGAGGCAGGAUCGACAAGCAAGCACGUUGGUACGGCUGCGGCUGCGACGGCGACGUAUGGCGGCCACGGAGCUCAUCCUGCGGCGGUCAUGGUUGAGGAGAUGUACUGGGCUGCAGUUCAGAUGCGCUGUAGGAUCGUUGGGUGAGAUGGCAACGGUAAGGCUUGGGCUGCACUGCUGGGCAAGGGCACGCAGAAGGAGAGAAAGAAGAAGGAUGUCGCUUCCCUUGAGGCGAUGCGAUGCGAUGCGAUACGCUGCGAUGAAACGUGUACAUAAACGGUCAAUACAGUUCCUGAUCUCAGUCCCAAUGCCAGUCUCAGUGCCCGUCCCUGUACUACCCUUGUCAGUCGGUUCGCUGCUGGUGAUCUC